Messenger RNA from Durusdinium trenchii, 4068 nucleotides. The record is from the annotation of a GenBank genome assembly. NCBI's taxonomy places the organism in Eukaryota, Dinophyceae, Suessiales, Symbiodiniaceae.
AUGGCGUCUAUCUUUGGGCUGCUGGACAAACGGCAACGACAAGCGGACGAUGCACAGUUCGCACAGGACUUGGACUUCUCCUACGAGGAGCGUGCGGACUUAUUGGCCGAUCUCUUGGAGGAUGACACCUCGCUCUUUCCAUUGUUGGAUUGUCCACCGGAGGUCUUGUCCUCGGUGCUGCUUCUUUCAGAAGCGGUGACGGCAGUGCGGAUGCGACCGCUGUGCCGUCAGAUGCGAGUGGCCGUGGACGGCAAUGAAGGCCUCUGGAGUCUGCUGACCUUGCGCGACUUCGCGGAUUUGGGGGGCACCACCAAGCACUACGUGGGUCUCAAGACCUUGGCUGAGUGGGAUGAGUCAAAUGCCACCAGGCGCUUGGAGUGGGAUCCCCUGAUGAUUUGCGCUCCGCCACCGCUGCGCUAUUCACUCUUAGCAGCCAUGCAGGUGAGACGACAGCUUUGGUCCAAGCAUGGACCAUCCUUGGGGGCUGGCUGGGAUUGGUUCAGCGCCAAGGUUUGCCGUCGGAUGGCCGUGCCCACCUUCCUCCGCUGGGCGUCGCUGCAGCACGAGCCGCAAUACCUCCAAGCCUUGCUACGCCCGCUCGGCCUCUCCACCGAGGGCGUCAGAAAGCGCCGCGCGGCCGAGGUGGCGGGGACCGCCAACUCCGCAGCGACGGGGCCUCAUGAGGCCCCCGAAGCCAAGCGCAGCAAGGCGAACGACACAGGCACUUGCGGCAUGCGCUUCCGCUGCGGGAGGAGCGACCAGGUGGAGCUAAGCGAAGAAGCGGUUGUCGACAUCUACGAGACGGUGCAACGGUGGCACACCCAGGAGCACAGGGAGAUGAUGAGGCAGCACUUCCGCGGCGGAGACGAGAAGAAGAAGGAAGGCAACCUGCCGCGCAGCAACAGUGGAGCCUUCAGCGUCACGCCCACUCUGGACGCCCACGAAGCGGCGGUCUUUGCGCUGAACGACUACGAGUCGGAGCUGACGCCUGCCGGGCCUGCGGGGCCGGCCAAGGUGCCAGCGUCCACGGGAGCUUCCCGUGGAGCCGCGUCAAGACACAUCGAGGAGGCCCAGCUGAGGCUGGCGAUGGAGUUGUCGAAGAAGGAGGCCGAGGAGGCAGCUUCCGCUCCACCCGUGGCCGUCGAGGAGAAGGCGGAGCCUGAGGAAGCGCCGAAAGAAGAGAGGAGGGAAGAGGUUGUUGCUGCUGAGCCUGAGGAGCCUCGGGAGCCGGAGUUUGAGGGUUUGCCCUUGCGUGGGGAAGGUGGUCAGGCGGCGGCGCAAGUCUUCGUGAAGCCGCACUGCCUGGCGCAGCGCGUCGAGGCGUUGCCCGACGCCCUGGAGCGCUCUAUCGAGUCCAUCGUGCACAAGCUGGUGACACCCAGCAGUUGGGCCCUGCUGUACGAGUCCGUGACCGAAGAGCUUUGUUUGCGAGCGAAGUGUGCAGCACAUGCCUUAUGCGCUUCGCACGCGAAGGCCAUGGAUCAGCUGGAUGACUUGGCCACUGGAGAGGCGGCCAAGUCACAGGGCGCCGACCAGAUCUCGUUGGACCAUGAGCGGAUGUGCUUGCCGAUUUGGAGAAAAAGUUUCGUGAUGUCUGGGCUCUCGUGCCUGUCACCCGAGGGUGGAGUGCAAAACAGAGCCCAGCACACCGCGCAGCUGCGGCUCAAUGGCGCGAGGCACGCAUUCCUGAGGCACGCCAUGCUCGAGUGGUGUGAGCUUGAGGACUUGACAGAGUUCCUCGAUGCACAGCUGGGGCCGCUGGAAAUGGCCAUCGACAACUUUCGGGGCAGCCAGGACGUCACCCGCGCCGCGCACACGCCCCACGUCCGGGACAUCGGCCGGCUCAUGUUCCGGAACCAUUGCCUUUUGGAUUCUCGAGUUUUCAGGCCCUUGUGUUUGGCGGCCUAUGCAUUAGUCCACGAGAUCCAGCGGGCAUCCUUGCGGUCGCAAGAGGAGGAGUUGGAUGGGCUCAUCGAUUUGCUGGAACAGUUCCACGGGAUGUUGGCCGCUUGCGACGUUCAAGACGAUCAUUUGUCCAACUCCAAGAACACCAAGGAGUCCUUUGGCGACAACCUGGUGUCCCCCAUCUCUGCGGCCGUCGAGACAUCCGAGGGCAUCCAUCUCGAGAUUUGCCCAGUGACAGAGGCCGUGGCUUCAAGUGCAUUUGAAGGCACGCACGCGGACCGCAGCACCUCCGACCGCCAGCCAGAGUCCUACUACGGGAGCGCUUGGGGCGGCUACGGCUAUGGAAAUCCCUACGCAGCCGCGCCGCCUUACAAUCCCUAUGGGCCCUAUGGAACCAGUACGCGGCCUACGGAGGAUAUGGCUAUGCGCCGCCGCCUCCACCAGAUGAAAGAGUUCGAGUUGCUCUUGGAGAAAGUCGCUGUGAGGCACCAUCUGGAGAUGUCGGAGCUUAAGAGCGAAAUCACCAGGCUUCAGGGGGAACUGGCCGCCGCAGAAGCCUCCCGAAGCCAGCCGCCGAUUGAGUUCACCACCUCCCCCAGCAAGGUGGUGGAGUUUGAUCCGAACGAGCUUGAACUUGGAUCCCAUCCGAACGAGCAAGGACCCAGCCCACUCGGCCGAACGGCUGUUGAGCUGGAGGCUUACGCAGACUACCAGUACAAAUCGCCCUCCAACCGCAGGAGGCCGUUGGGGUUGAAGUUCAUGAACUCCGCGGAGUCGCCCCACUUCUCCACCGCAGUCAUGGCAAGGAUCUUGCGGCAUCCCCUCUUCGACGUGGUGAUGUGCACGAUCAUUUGCAUCAACACCAUCGUGUUUGCUAUGGAGGCUCAGUACCGAGGACUUACCUUGGAAGGUGUCUUGGGCUUCAAGGGGGUCACGCCUCAAGAGAACCUAUGGCCUGGCGCAGAUGAAGUCUUUGAGAUCUUGGAAUGGUUCUUCGGUGUCAUCUACACCUUGGAGGUGGUCUUCAAGCUUUGCGUGCUCGGCCCAAAACAGUUUUGUCUGGACCUUUGGAACUGGAUGGACACAACCAUCGUUUUGGUCUGGGUCAUCAGCAAGGUCUUGGGUCAAUCGAUUCCGGUGAACUCCCAAAUCUUGCGACUCUUCAGGAUCUUUCGGCUUUUUCGCUUGCUACGACUAGUGCGACGGAUUCAGCAAUUUGAUCAUUUGUUCAUGAUGACCACGGCCAUCCGUGGAAGUGUUGGGAUUUUAGCCUGGACCAGUGCGGUGCUUUUCGUGGUCCAUUUGCUCUUGGCACUUCUGGUGCAACAGUCGCUCUUCUAUUUCUAUUUCGAGGAUGAAAAUAUCACGCGAGAAGACAAGAUGCAGAUCUUCGAGUACUUUGGGACCUUCACUCGAGCCUUGUUGACGUUUUUCGAGCUCACCUUAGCCAACUUCGCCGUGCCCACGAGGGUCAUGGUAGAGAAGGUCACCGAGUGGUGCAUGGUCUUCUGCAUCAUGCACAAGCUUACCGUGGGCUUUGCUGUGAUCGGCGUCAUCAAUGGUGUGCUGAUGCAGGAGACCUUUAAGGUGGCGCAAGCAGACGACCUCGUCAUGCUCCGGACACGGCAGAAGGCGGUGGCCACCCACGUGGAUAAGAUGCGACAGUUCUUCGAAGAGGCAGACACCUCCAAGGAUGGUCGAAUCGAUUUCCAAGAGUUUGAGGCCAUCAUGCAGAAUAAGGAGGUGAAGAUUUGGCUCUCUGCAAUGGAGCUCGACGUCCGCGACGUCAGGCAGCUCUUCGACUUGUUGGACCGGACAGGGGACUCAGAUGGUACGCUCUCCGCAGAGGAGCUGGUCAUGGGCAUCGCGAAGCUCAGGGGCCCUGCGCGGAGCAUUGACAUCAAUGCUGUGAUGUUUCACCAGGAGAAAUUCGAGAAAGAGCUGGAGAACAUGAAGAAUGACCUCCAGCGGUUGUUUACCAGCAGGAGCUUUGGCCUGGGGAAGCAAAGUCCCGGCCGAUUGCAGGAGAUGUACAAGAGGGGCAAUUCGAACACAUCCUCAUUGCAGUCCUCCAAGCCAGAUCCCUUCUCACCGGCCGAAGCGCCGAUUGAGGAGGAGAGCGACGCGAAAGCGAGUCCCGACGAUGUGGGCUUUCGGAUCUAG